This is a messenger RNA of Schistosoma guineensis, 2295 nucleotides long. NCBI's taxonomy places the organism in Eukaryota, Metazoa, Platyhelminthes, Trematoda, Strigeidida, Schistosomatidae. The record is from the annotation of a GenBank genome assembly.
AUGGAUGUGCAAUUGUGCGAUGAUUCAUUGGGUGAUGAGAAAGAUGGUACAAACUCUUUGGGAACUAUAGUUACAGAAGAUUCUAGUGGAAACAUUCCAAAUGUAAAUUCAAAUAUAAAUGUAUAUGAUUGUAUGGAGUUCAAGCGAAAGCGCUCCGUUAUAAAAGAAAAGCGUUUUGUGAUAAAUGAUAUGGUUGAAACAGUUGAUUUUGGUCUACUACCUGAGGGUUGGCUCCAACUACGUCAUAUUUCUGGACUUAAUGUAUAUUUACACAGAUCAAGCCGAGUGGUGACACUUUCAAGACCAUAUUCUAUUGGACCAAGUAGUGUACGUCACCAUCGUAUUCCUGUAUCGGCUAUUCCAUGUUUGGCUUAUCGUAAAGCUAGUGGAAAAUUUUUUUAUCCAACUGAAUCUCAUACGAUCCCUUCAGAAUUCACUAGUCCAGUGAAUGAGUUAAAUAAUAAAACAGUAUGUUGUCCGUUUGAAAUAUCACCAACAAACAUCCCAUCUGAAGAUGUACAAACAGUCCAAAAAUUAGACCUAUCUAAUGAAUCGUUAGAAGAUGAAGUGUCAGUGAUAAAUAACAAGCAUGAGGAUGAGCUAUCAAUCAAUGGUGGUGCUUCAGUAUCAUUCAGUCGUAGUAGAAAUAACUCGUUUUCAUUACCUGAAGAUAACAAUAAUACUAAUCACGAUAUUGUUGAUGUAGUGAAAAGUAAAAAUUCCGAUAAAGAAGAAGGUGAAUUAUCUUCUGGUGAUGAUGAAAAAGAGAAUUCGUUUGAAGAUGAUAGUCGAGCUAAAAAACCACGUUUGAAUAAUAAUGACGAUGUUAGUGAUGGUGUUGGCGAAGAUUCAAUCGACUGUUCAUCCAAUGAAACAUCAUCUUUACAAAAUUCGUUACCUAAAGCAGCUGAAGAAGUGUCAAAUACUUGUAAUAACGUUCUAUAUAACAGAUCAACUCAUUUUGGAAAUAGCUAUCGUAAAUUUAGACGUGGUAAUCUUCUAACCAAAAGAUCUUGUUUAACAACAUCACCAAAUGUUCAACUGUCAGAGUCUGAUCGUAUAUCCAACGUAUCUACCAAUAAACAAAAUGAGGUGCCUACUGGAACUCAAGAAAUUGUUGCUGUUAAAACUCAGGUGUUUUCUAUUAAAGACAAAGAAAAAGAAUCUCUGUUGACACCUGAUGAUAUUCGUGAAUAUUGUGGACGUCUUUUUGAAAUCAGAGUAGAAGAUACAGUAAUUAAAAGAAAUCGUGAAUAUCAUUGUACAACAGAUCUUACUACUAAAGAAUCAGAAGACAUACAGAAACCAUUACUGAUGAUGUCAGAACAGGCAAAAGUUAUUCGAUAUCAAAUACCAUCGACUGAUGGAAACGUUUCGCGAAAGCAGCCUAAAGAGGGUAUGAUCAAUAUGACUGGUAAAUCAUAUGUUUGCAUUCUUCAUGAGUAUUGCCAAAAUGUUAUACGUCGUCCGCCGACAUAUCAGACAACAGUUCUUGAAAAUGAUAAAAAUCCCUAUCAAAUGACAGUAUUUAUUAAUGGUAAUCCAUAUGGAACCGGUACAGGGCAAAGUAAAAAGUGUGCAAGAUUAGAAGCGGCUCGUAAGGCGCUUGAAGUUUUAAUUCCGGAUUUUCAAAAGAUUGUAUGUAACAAUUCACAUCAAACAGGUCCAGUGGUAGCCUCUGAUCGUGAUAUGCAGUUGUUCGAUUCCAUUUCGGUGACUGAUCCACGUUUAUAUGAAUUAUCUGUGCGUAUGGCAUUACCUACUCCAUAUAAUCUACUUGUUGAAUGUUUAAGUCGAAGUUGUGUUCCUGAGUCUGAUUUGAAGUCAAAUAUGAUAUCUCAAGGACGCAGUAAACACUUUUUCACUUUACAGCUGAGAGAACAUACUGUUAAGGUUAGAUGUAAAAACAAAAGAGAAGGUCGUCACUUAUCUGCUCAACAUCUUUUAGCCCGUCUACAUCCUGAAGUUAGUACCUGGAGUGGUCUUUUACGUAUUUAUGGUCCGGGUAGUAAACCAGACAAGCGAAAUGAGUUGGAAACAAUCCAAGAUGCACAAAUUCAACAGAAGUCUGCUGUAAAAGCUAGUUUAAUUCGUUUAUUAAAAGCGAAAAUGAGUGAAUUAGCUGAUCAGUGGGAAAAGUCUGGCGGAAAUUCGAAUCCGAAAGGGAAGUUUUUUGUUUCACCCUACAACCUUCCUGUGGUCGCUUUCCAUCCCGACUCUGAGGGUGACUUGUACAGUUCUGCACCGAUUGCAUCUUCUUCCUCCCCGCCCAUACUACCCCCAACAUCGGAUUAG